GUGUUUUUUCACCAACGGGGGGGUUUAGACCAUUGCAGGGGCUAGCAAUGGACGACCGCCUUGAUGAUGGCGAGAAUGUAGUGCCAAGUGACAUUUCCAUCUUGGCCGAUCUACUUCAAAUCUUGGGGCCGUACCAGAGCCAGGGCCUACCUCUGACGGAGCUCCAUGAGAAGUUGCCUGCCCACUUGGCCCACCUGGCUGGUAGCAUCGAUGUGACGCGCAACUGGCUCCAGCGCUAUCCGCAGAUCAUCCAGCUGGCUGGGCCGCGGGGCGAAGAGCAGGUGGUCUUGGCCCUGGCGAAGGCUGCUACCCCCAGCCCCAACCACGACAAGGUCGAGAAGCCCGCGCCGCCGGCGCCCGCCGGAGCAGCGAGGCAGCCGCCAGUGCCGCCCAACGUGCCCAGCUGGCCGGCAAUGCCCGGAAUCCACGGAUGGCCUGCUCCAGUGGGCCCCGUGAUGGAUGGCUAUGGCUACGGAAUGGGUAUGGCCCCAGCUGGCGGUAUGAGCAAUGCCCUUCGAGUGGAAAAGGACGGCAAUGCCUUUGUGGGGGAUGAGGACAAUUCAAACCCCUGCUCUGUGCAGUUGAGGGGGCUCCCAUUCAGAGCCAGCAUUGAGGAUGUCAAAGCCUUCCUGGGAGACCAUGCGAAAUACUUGAAUCCUGAGAAGAAACCGAACAUUUGCCUUCUCUCAAAUCGCGAUGGGAGGCCUUCAGGCUUUGCUCGCAUCUUCUUUGUGAGUCCACAGGCUGCACACAAAUGCAAAGAGGCCUUGCACAGGAAGCAGAUGGGAGACCGCUAUGUUGAGGUCUUGGGCACCGAUCGUGGCCGGGGCCGUGCCCGCAAAGGGACCGAGGAGGAUUUGUCAGUGCCACAGGCACCCUUUGAUGCUGCAACUGAGCAAGUGGAGAAGGAAAGGGUCUUGAGCGAAUGUCGAGAACAUUUGAGCGCACCAGGCAGAAAUCAAACUUUGCUCAGUAUGCUUGGGAUAGCCCUGACAGAACCAGCACGCAACUACCUUCGUCGUGCCAAUCUGGGGCUCAAGCAUUUCUUGGCUCGCUUCCCAAACGAAUUUAGGGUGGAAGGACCAAAGGGAUGUGAGAAGGUCAUUUGGCAAAAUCCUGAUGGUUUGAUCUACGGCCUUCCAGAUGGCCGGAUCAUGCCUGAAGAAGAGCCGUCCACUCCUGAUACCAGGCUCAUGUCACCCACCAGGCCUCCGCCUUCUGGAAAUCACUUCAUUGCAACGCCGAGUGAUUGGGGCACUCCGCAGGUGAAUUCCGGAGCCAUGGGGAUGGACUUUCCGUUCCCGGGUCAUUGGCCCAGCUUUCCACCCUGGUCCUCCUCGCAAUGGAUGCCCUGGAUGGAGAAUGCAACCACUCCAGUGAGCGCAAAGCAGAAGAAGAUCAACAAACCUCCGCCAGCUGACGGUGUUCCCAUGUCCAGGAGUCAUGCCCAUUUGCAUCCCCAGAGCCAUCCCUUCGCAGAAGAAAGCGAGGCAAAGAGGGAUGGAGACAGUGAAUGCCUCAUCGACAAGAGCAGUGUGGCUGCACUUCGUUUGAGAGGAUUGCCUUUCAGCGUCACUGUGCAGGAUGUUCUGACCUUCUUUGCCCAGCACAAUGUGGCCGACACCAUCCAUGACGGGCCCAAUUCUGCCAAGUUGCUUCCCAAAGCCAAUGGCAGGCCCUCGGGGCAGGCUGUGGUCCAGAUGCGAAGCCGAAGGGAUGCUGAAGUGGCACAGAAGGCAUUGAACCAUAAAUAUGUCGGAGGUCGAUACAUCGAGGUUUUCGUCUACGGCAAUGAGGAUGACAAGGAUGAUCUCCCAGCACCGGAGGCGGGUUCCAGCGAGGGCUGGUCCGAGUGGUCCACCAGCUUUGCCAAUGCAGGUCUAGCAUGGCAAUGGGGGAACCCGCAAUAUCAACAGAAUGAAGAGGCCAAGGAUGGGGGCUGGGAUGCUCUCAUCAUGCAGGCCAUGUUGCCGCUGUCGCACUCCGUGCCGCCCUUUCCAAUCUCUGAGGGUUCUUCCAAACCCACCUUGCAGGUCUAGCGACCGGUCUCAGACUGGAACUCCCGAGCCCAGGCCCAGCCAUUGCCACUGAGUUCCCAGAGGUUGAUGAACC
Durusdinium trenchii is the source of this 2112-nucleotide messenger RNA. Lineage: Eukaryota; Dinophyceae; Suessiales; Symbiodiniaceae. The record is from the annotation of a GenBank genome assembly.